GUAAAAAGUCGAUUUUGGUCGAAAGUCGAACUCGUUGCCUUCUCUAAUGUAUUCCCCUUGUUGAAUUAGAGCAAACUUUGAAAUGGCAGAGGAAAUUGACGAAAGUGGCUUCUAUCGCCAGGAUUUCAGCGCAGCCUCGGAUUGGGAGAUAUUCACUGCACGACUUGGUGAAAUUUUUCAUAAACUUACCGACAAAAAUUCUGAUGAUUGUGUGAACAAUGUGUUUCUUUGUGAUUGGGAAGUGCAGACGGAGACGCUUAUUUUUCUUAAAGAGAAAAUAUCGAUUAGUUAUUAUACUACCAGCAAAGAAGAGGCAAAGAAGAAUUUUGCAAGAAACGGAACAAAUAGUUCAAUAUAUAAUGACCUAAUGGCAGCUGAAAGCACAUUCGGACCAUCGCUAAUAUCCAAAAAUUCCAAAAGUGCGCAUGCGAUCUCUUUCCUGUAUGGGUUGCAUAGUUUUGUGUUGAUCCAUCUACAUCAAUCACACAAGCAAUUGUUAUCAAAUCCAUUCAGCUUUUUCUUAAGUGCCGCAGCGAUCGUGUCGGCAGAAUAUUGUCCAAUGAUCCCUAUCUUUGUGCAAAUCCACGAUACAAAAUUAAGUAUAUUUCUCGGAAUAGGAAUGCACUUAACGCAACGUACUAAUUUUGAUGUAGUGUCUUAAACAGUCACCGAUUGAAUGUCGAUACCUAUCUGGUUUGCUGUCGUUAUUCAAAGAGAAACUUCCAGCGAAUUGUGUGUAUCCGAUCACUGUAUCCGUGCGAAAUACUUACGCUCUAAAACCAGUACGUAAACGAAUUUCAAUGAGCUUACCAUUAUAUGAAUCUUCCUGUGAAAAUAAUGAAUUUUUAAAUAUCAAGAAAUUUAUUGCACUUCCAUGCGGAUAUUUCCCCGAUGCGUGUACUCAAGUAUACCUUGGUUACGAUUGGUUGGAGGUUCCUGAAAGCGGUGCUAUAGAUUCACCGCUGCAUUCUGACUUUGUUCCGUCGAAGUCGCACAACUGUAUACAUUCUGAUAAAGGUACCUUAGAAACCUACAUAGGACAGAGUUUAACGGAAUAUCCAAGCGGUUCAGAAAAGUCACUGCCACACAUAACAGAUCCACAUCUUCGACGUUUUCGUUUAAGCCAUCUGCCUGAAGAUUCAAAUUUUCUAAAGGGUUCUAAUAAUAUAGCUGGCCCGCUUAAUGAAAAUGAAUUAAGACAUUUCUUGGCGUACUUAUUUCCCGAUUUGUAUCCUGAUGUUGCUAAAUAUAGCUUUUCGAAUGAUCCAAAGGAGAUGAAAGAAUAUGACAUGCAUCGAAUAAAAUCAGCAAUGAUGGAUUCUUUGUCUUGGCGCCUUAGUUGCCUACUAGCUACCUGCAACGCACAUUAUGGAGGUAAAAGCGGACUUGCCCAGCUAUGGGCAGCAUUCACCAGGGAACUUCGAUUUAUAUGGGAUACCAGAUUAUCUAUACAAGGUCCCGGUAUACGUGGAUCAUCCGACGCGCUUGGUUCCGUCAUUUCACAGUUUAAACUGAAGCUGCAGAAAAACCGUUUCGCGGGGAGCAGCGAACAAAGUACGCAGUCACUUUGUACGUAGCAUCGCUUCGAAAGCGUCAUCAACAUCUUUGUGAAGCAGCAGAAGGCUCAACGAAGCACGCCAGCAGAGCAUGCAGUUAUAAACCAGCACCGAAAAAUCUUCGACGUCACAGCAAGCUUCUGGGUGAAGCAAAAGACACGUCAGUUCCAGUCUGAAGCAGCUGAACGCCACCGAACGCAGCACCAGGGUACACAGUCGUUGCAAUGAGCAGCGAAUAUUUAGUGAAAUAGCAGUCAGCUUCUGGGUGAAGCAACCAAAGGCGCAGCAGUAGAGUGCGCAACCAUUUUGGUGAAGUCGAAGUCAGCUUCCUUCUGGGUGAAGCAGCAACAACAAAGAAUUUCUGAGUGAAGUAGCGAAAGUCGCAGUUUUGGCGUAGCGGCAGAGUACGAAAUCGUUUGAACGACAGCUAUAAUAAGUUGCGGCCAGCUUCUUGAUAAAGCAAAAACUUCAACUUCUGAGUGAAAAAGCGAAGCGCUCAACAGAGCAAAGUCUUUCAGUGCAGCGGCAGAGUGCACAGUCCCGCAGAAUACGCAGAGUGUACUGGCCGUUAAGCCUUUGCCUUUGACCAGUGCGUUUGCAAGUAACUGAAAACGACAAAACAGCAUAGCAAAGAAAAACGCAGAAGAAAAAGCAGAUCAGUGUGGUUGCCCAAUAUCAGUGAGAACGACACUACCCUUUGUACGCAAAGAAAGGAGAGGACGUCAUCAAACAGUGAGUGUCAAGCAGCGUUGAAUAAAGCAGGCAAAGCAGAAGGAAAGACACAUCAACGGUGAGAAGGUUUUUAUCCAACGAAAAUAGAGCGGAGCAGAUGCAGGAAGCGGUAAAAGCAGAGAGCAGCGGCUGGUAGGAUAUACGACUGUCACGUAUGCGACGUAUGGAAAUACCCAUAUAUUAUUUUCUCACCCUUUUUAUUUCUC
Messenger RNA from Rhagoletis pomonella (apple maggot), 2494 nucleotides. RefSeq names its product rab3 GTPase-activating protein catalytic subunit-like. The coding region runs from base 801 to 1577 and encodes 258 amino acids. The record is from RefSeq and is a predicted model, not a curated record. The transcript is spliced from 4 exons. NCBI's taxonomy places the organism in Eukaryota, Metazoa, Arthropoda, Insecta, Diptera, Tephritidae.